GGUGGUGCCACACAAACCAUAAAGCAUCGAUCUCUUUCUUCCGUUCUCUCUGUCAGUGUCUCUCCCUCCCCUCUCCUUAGCUGCAUUCUCAAGCUCAUACGCACACAAAAAAGGAAGAAAAGAAAAGCAAGAUGGUUGGCACAUUGGAUGAAGGGAUGAUCAUCGAGUAUUUCAAGAACAAGAGCAUCCUCAUCACUGGAUCCACAGGAUUUCUUGGAAAGAUACUGGUGGAGAAGAUACUGAGGGUUCAGCCUGAUGUCAAGAAGAUCUACCUCCCGGUGCGAGCCGUCGACGCUGGGGCGGCCAGGCGGCGUGUGCAGACUGAGGUGCUGGAGAAGGAGCUGUUUGGUUUGCUGAGGGAGAAGCACGGGCAGGCCGGCUUCGACCGUUUCGUGGAGUCAAAAAUCGUGGCUCUAGCCGGGGACGUGAUGCGGGAGGGCUUCGGCAUCGACGGCGCCACGUCAGCGGAGCUCGGGCUCUUAGAGUCGCUCCACGUCAUCGUCAACGGCGCUGCCACGACCAACUUCUACGAGCGGUAUGACGUGGCGCUGGACGUGAACGUCCAGGGCGUCAAGCACAUGUGCGACUUCGCAAAAAAUUGCCCCAACCUGGAAGCCCUCCUCCACGUGUCCACGGCCUACGUGGCCGGGGAGAAGCAAGGGCUGGUGCGGGAACGGACGUUCAGGGACGGGGAGACGCUGAGGGAAGGGACCCACCUGGAUAUCGGCGCCGAGUUGAGGCUGGCCAGGGACCUCAAGAAGCAGCUGGAGUAUGUUGAUGGGCCGGCGGCGGAGAAGGCCAAGGCGGAGAGGAAGGCCAUGAAGGAGCUGGGCCUGGCCCGGGCCCGCCACUUUGGGUGGCCCAACACGUACGUGUUCACUAAGUCCAUGGGCGAGAUGAUGCUGGCCCAGCAGCUUCGUGGGUGCGGCGUGCCUGUUGUGAUCGUGCGGCCUAGCAUCAUCACCAGCGUCUUGAACGACCCUCUCCCCGGAUGGAUCGAAGGCACCAGGACGAUCGACGCGAUCCUGAUCGGCUACGCCAAGCAGAACCUGUCGUGCUUCUUGGCCGACCUCGACCUCACCAUGGACGUGAUGCCUGGCGACAUGGUGGUGAACGCGAUGAUGGCGGCCACAGCAGCGGCGGCCCACUCAAACGGUGGACCAAAUGCUGUCAAUCCGGCCCACAGCCCAUCACCACCACAACCACAGCCCGUAACCGUAUACCACGUGAGCUCCUCCCUCCGGAACCCGGCGCCCUACGCGGUCCUCUACAGGACCGGCAUCCGCUACUUCACGGAGCACCCGCGGCGGACCGCCGACGGGCGGGUGGCGCCGACGCGGAAGGUCCGGUUCCUCUCGACCCUGGCCUCGUUCCGCCUCUUCAUGCUGCUCAGGUACCGCCUCCCGCUGGAGCUGCUCCACCUGCUGGCCUUCCUCUGCUGCGGCCUCUUCGGCCUGGCGGCGCUCUACGACCGCCUCGCCCGGAGGUACCGCUUCGUCAUGCAGCUCGUCGACCUCUACGGCCCCUUCUCGCUGUUCAAAGGAUGCUUCGACGACGUCAAUCUGAGUAAGCUCAGGGUCGCCAUGGACAACGGCGGCAAUGGCGGCGGCGGCGAGGGGCAGGGGGUUUUCAAUUUUGACGCCAAGACUGUUGAUUGGGAUGACUACUUCUAUAGGGUUCAUAUCCCCGGCGUCAUGAAGUACGUGCUCAAGUGAUCCGUCGAUCGGUCGGUCUCUGCUUCGAUUGUUCGUUUGUGGGGAAGGGAAAUCUUGCGAUCGAGCUGCUGCUGCUGCUGGGGGAGUGAGGAAAUUGAAGGAGUUACUGAUAUGCUUUUGCUGCCUAAGUUUUUAUGUUUUAUGUAAUCUCGUUACUUAUUGAUUCCUCUGAUACUGCUAGUAGCUGAGUGUGUUGAAUCUUGAUCAAUUGUAAGAAAAAAUGUACUGUGCCGCCGUCACUUGGGAAUUAAACAGCUGGUGUCUGGUGACUGUCACUGCACUGCUCUUUUUAUGAUACUCCUGCAGAUUUACUGUUGA
This is a messenger RNA of Brachypodium distachyon (stiff brome), 2033 nucleotides long. Its product is annotated as probable fatty acyl-CoA reductase 4. Gene Ontology annotation, biological process: suberin biosynthetic process; long-chain fatty-acyl-CoA metabolic process. The transcript is spliced from 5 exons. Lineage: Eukaryota; Viridiplantae; Streptophyta; Magnoliopsida; Poales; Poaceae. Gene Ontology annotation, cellular component: intracellular membrane-bounded organelle. The record is from RefSeq and is a predicted model, not a curated record. Bases 132 to 1715 code for a protein of 527 amino acids. Gene Ontology annotation, molecular function: alcohol-forming very long-chain fatty acyl-CoA reductase (NADP+) activity.